AUGUUCCUCUGGAGCCAACCAUCAUUGGGGGGUAAGACCAUGCUGCACAACGACAAUGGGGAGAGCAAUAGUUAUAGACUGAUGUUCCUCGCCAGCCCCGAGCCCCCAAAAUGGGCGCCCAAAGUGGACUCUCCGGUGAUAGUCACAGACGUGACGGGAGACGAAGAAAAGUACAGGCUCUUGGAACAUGGCUUUCAGUUCGCAAAGCACAAAACCCGCUAUGAAGCCGUUUUGCCAGAGUUGAAGAACCGGGAUGGAUGUAGGGAGGCCCUCGACGAAACCACCAAGGCGCACUAUGACGAGAUGCAUGAGUUACUGGAGGAGAUUUUAUCUCAACAAGAAGGCUUACCCAAGCCCUCCCUGAUUCGCGUGCUGAUGCACACCAAUCGCGUCUCCCAGGUGGGACAGAAAGGGACCCUGGGGCCGAUCUACAACGUCCACGUGGACCAAUCUGCAUCGGCCGCCGUGCCCCUUGCCCAUCGAUGGCUCGGCGACGAAGCCGAGGAGCUGCUUGCCAAGCCUCGAUUCCAGAUCAUCAAUAUGUGGCGACCUUGCAAGCCCAUCACCCGGGACCCCUUCGCGGUGACGGACGCCAACACUGUCGCCGAGUCGGACUACAUCAAGGUUCCCUUCAUCUACCCCGACCGCACGUCGGAGUUGCUGGAGGUGUGCCCGGCGGAACACCCGGAGAAGCCCCACCGCUGGUACUUCAAGGACAACCAGCAGCCUGACGACGUGUUGUUCUUCAUCCAGGCCGACACGACGAAGCGGCCAGGAGUUGUGAGGCGGUGCCCUCACGCCGCGUUCAAGGAUCCGCGAGUGGAUGAGUCCAAGCAAGACCCGAGGGUUAGCAUCGAGAUCAGAGCGAUGGUGUUCUACGAUCAUGACGAUUACGAAGAGGAGGAGGAGGAGGAGUAG
Messenger RNA from Colletotrichum higginsianum IMI 349063, 918 nucleotides. Its product is annotated as Catalyzes late reaction in the cephamycin biosynthetic pathway. The coding region runs from base 1 to 918 and encodes 305 amino acids. Lineage: Eukaryota; Fungi; Ascomycota; Sordariomycetes; Glomerellales; Glomerellaceae. The record is from RefSeq and is a predicted model, not a curated record. The transcript is spliced from 3 exons. Gene Ontology annotation, molecular function: oxidoreductase activity.